AUGGUCGAUGCGCUUGUUCUAGCAUUCGACAACCAGAAGUCGAAGUGGCUUAUUAUCAAGGUACAUCUUGUCUCGCACCUGCCACCGACGAUCCGUGCACGGGGAUUGCCACAGGAGUACUCGUCGAACCGGUACGAGCAGUCCCACAAGACAACAGUGAAGCGCCCUUCCCGCGGCACCAACUGGAAGGGUGUGGAAGAUCGAAUUGUGAAGAAGCAUAUCGAGCAGGCCGUUGUUCGACAGCUGUCACGGGCUUCCGGCGGGGACAAAACCUACGAGACAGCCAUGAAGGAGGCUUGCACGCUUGGGCGUCGGGUGCUGACUAAGACACACAAGAAGAUGACCGUGGGGCAGAUCACGGAUGGUGUGUUCAGGAGCUAUGUCCUUGUUCACGGAGAUGAAGCGAUGGGCUACUUGAAGAAGCGGCUGGCCAGGGAGGGAAUCCACGACCAAGUGCUAAAUGUGAGAAUCAAUAGGGUGCUCAAUGCUGUCCCCCUUGCCACUGCCACGUAG
Messenger RNA from Closterium sp. Naga37s-1, 513 nucleotides. The record is from the annotation of a GenBank genome assembly. Lineage: Eukaryota; Viridiplantae; Streptophyta; Zygnematophyceae; Desmidiales; Closteriaceae.